AUGGCCCCCGCAGGAGACAUCGACCUUGAUAUCGCCGGUAUUAUCUCGACUGUCCUCGAGGGUGUCCUCUAUGGGUUGUCACUCUUCAUGGGCGCGGCAACCGUGUGGGUGCUCAAGAGAGGGCGCAAGUGGAAGGACGUUAACAGGUCUAUGCUUGUUAUAUCCUUCUUCCUGUUUGCCUUCAGUACAGCCCAUCUUUGUAUCGACAUGAAGAGAAUAUACGAGGGCUUGGUCAAGUACCGCGAUACAUUCCCAGGUGGCCCGAUCGCCUUCUUCGCCGAUGUCUCGCAGGAGACUUUCGUAUCCAAGAACGGGAUCUACACCGCUCAUACGUGCUUGGGUGAUGGUGUCGUUAUUUAUCGUGCCUACAUGGUUUGGAGGAGCUGGUGGGUCGUCGUCCUCCCAAUCAUGCUGUGGUGUGCCGUGUUGGCCACCGGGAUCGGAACGGUGUACACCAUUUCGCAAGUCACUGCAGAUUCGGGCAACAUCUUCGCGUCGGCUACUGCGAGCUGGAUUACUGCCUUCUACGCGACAACUCUAUCUUGCAACUUCGUAGCGACAGCCUUCCUUGCUUUCCGGCUCUGGUCCGUCGAACGCGGGGUCAACCGUGCGCGCACAGGUCGCAGCAACAUCUGGCCGGUCCUCCUCAUCGUCAUUGACGCCGGCGUCCUCUACUCCGUCACCCUCCUAUGCGCACUCAUCCUCUUUGCGAGCCAAUCGCACGCGCAGUACAUCGUCCUCGAUAUGGUCACCCCUAUCAUCUCGAUCUCGUUCUACAUGGUCCUCCUCCGUGUCGGCCUGAAGGCGAAUGACAACAUGCAUGUCGGCAGCAACAGCAACCCCGCAGGCAGCCACCCGCGCUCGGCCAUGCAAAGUUCAGGACCGAACGCGUCGUACUACCGCGGGAAGGCGCUGCAAGUGCACAUCAGCCAGUUCACCGAGAGCGAAGGGCCUGUACAGGACAAGAGCUAUGUGGACCCGGAGAUACCACUGGAGGACUCCCACUCGUACCCACCGGUCGGCCGUCGCAUUUAG
Schizophyllum commune H4-8 is the source of this 1035-nucleotide messenger RNA. RefSeq lists its product as uncharacterized. Bases 1 to 1035 code for a protein of 344 amino acids. The transcript has 7 exons. The record is from RefSeq and is a predicted model, not a curated record. NCBI's taxonomy places the organism in Eukaryota, Fungi, Basidiomycota, Agaricomycetes, Agaricales, Schizophyllaceae.